AUGGUACAGGACGUGUACAGCAAGGCAGAUGUUUUGAACACUACAGCGAGCAUAGGCGCGCCCAACUUUCGCCAAGUCAAGGGCAGCUACCCGCUCUUUGGCAUGGGCCAGCCCAGCCUCAAUGGCUUCAAACAGGUCCUUCAGAGGCUGCAGAGCCAAGGCCACGAGGAGAUCAUUUUCCUCUGCGUGCGCGAAGAACCAGUGGUGUUCCUGCGCCUGGCGGACGAUUUUGUCCCGUACACGCCCCGCCGGAAGGAGAACCUCCAUGAAAACCUCCACGGCCUGGACAAGGAGCUGACCGCUGAGGCACUGGAGGUGACAAUCAGGAAGGAGCUGCACGACUUUGCCAAAAUGAAUGAAAAUGUGUUCUUCGUCUACAACGACAUCGAGCACUUCAAGGACCAGCCUCAGAACAUCUCCAUCUCGUGUGACGAGGACAUCCACAUAACGGAGGAGGUCUACAAGAGGCCCAUCUUCACCAUGCCUGCCUACAGGUAUCAGCGAUUGCCCUUGCCAAUGGAAGGAGCUCCUCUCGAGGCUGAAUUUGAUGCCUUUGUGAACAUUCUCAGGGAGACGCCCAGCCUCUCACAGCGGCGCGACCCCUCCAAGCCCCUGCCGGCCCUCAUCUUCAGCUGCCAGGUGGGCGUCGGACGCACCAACCUGGGCAUGAUCCUUGGCACCCUGGUCCUGAACCACCUUCGCCCCGACUCGCCUGCACCUGAGCAGCCAGAGGCCGACCAGACUGAGGAAGUGAGACCAGUCUUCCGAGCGAUCCAGGCGUUAAUAAGCCGGCUGCCGAGCGGACAGCAGGUCCUGGAGGAGGUGGACCGUGCCAUUCUCCUGUGCUCAGAGAUGCACAACAUCAAAGAGGCCAUUUUUGAAAACAAGAAGAAGCUGGAGGGGAUUGGAGAGGAUUACCAGUUUCAGGGAGGCAGCACAAAGGACUACUUCCUUCACCGAGCCCUGCAGAGCCUGGAGCGCUACUUCUACUUGAUCGUUUUCAACGCUUAUCUCCACGAGCAGUACCCGCUGGCGUUUGCGGCCAGCUUCAGCCAGUGGAUGUGUGCCCACCCGUGGGUGUACCGGCUGUUGGCACGCAUGAACCUGUCAGAGCUCCGCACGCCCGCUGACCUGGUCACCAAGGGCACCAGAGUGCUGGUGUCGGAGGACUACUUGGCCCCAGAUGUCCUGAGCACGAUGAAGGAGAUGAAGGUGGCCAACUUCAGGCGGGUCCCUAAGAUGCCCAUCUACGGCAUGGCCCAGCCCACAUCAGAGGCGACGGGCACGGUGCUGGCCUACCUGACGGACGAGAAGCGGAAGCACAGCCGCGUGCUGUGGGUCAGCCUGCAGGAGGAGCUGGUGCUGGAGGCCAACGGCUGCGUCUACUCCCCGCGCGAGCCCAGCUGCCUGGAGCAGCACAUCCCCGUGCCGGCCCCCGCCGGACAACCGCAGCUCAUCGAGCAACAGGAGACGGCGCUGAGGGAGGAGGUGCUGGCGGCGCAGAAGUGGCUGGAGGUGACCAUGGAGCAGGAGAAGCAGAUGAAGAUGUUCAAGAGCUGCCUGACGCCGCAGGAGGUCUUCAACCAGCACAAGGCCGCGCACCAGGGCCUGCAGUACCGCCGCGUGCCACUGCACGACUGCUGCGCCCCACGGGAGGAGGAUUUUGACCAGCUUCUUGAGGCCAUGAAGAGCAGCCUAGCGGAGGACCCGCGCUCGGCGUUCGUCUUCAACUGCUCCAACGGGAAAGGCCGGACCACCACGGCCAUGGUCACCGCCGUGCUCACGCUCUGGCACUUCAAUGGCUUCCCAGAAUUUGCGGAUGAUGAGAUUGUGAGCGUCCCUGACGCCAAGUACACAAAGGGGGAGUUUGAGGUGGUGAUGCAGUUGGUGAGGCUGCUGCCCGACGGGCACCGUAUGAAGCGGGAGGUGGACAUGGCGCUGGACGCGGUCAGCGAGACCAUGACGCCCAUGCACUACCACCUGCGUGAGGUCAUCAUCUCCACCUACAGACAGAUCAAGAGUGGCAAGCCUGAGAAGGAGAGCCAGCAGCUGCUGCUGCAGAGUCUGCAGUACAUGGAACGCUACAUGUACCUGAUCCUCUUCAACACCUACCUGCACCUGGAGAAGAAGGACUCCUGGCAGCAGUCCUUCAGCCAGUGGAUGCACCAGGUGGCGUCACGGGCAGGUGUUUACGACCUUCUCAACCGUCUGGGCUUCUCCGAGUUCGAGAACCCGAGGGACUCGCCACUCGCCAGCCUUCGUCGCCGCUGGCAACAGCAGAAUGCUCAGUCGCUGCCUUUUCGUGGAGAGUUCAUCUGAGAAGCUGAGCUUGGGAACUGUCUGAAGAAAAAAAUGUCUCCUUAAUUUUGCAAAACGUAGUCUCUCUCUUUUUUAACAAUGUUGCUUUUUAAGAAGCUGUUCUUUUGUGUUUUAGUUUUUUUUUUUCUGUUCACUACUGGUAUGAUUUUUUAAAAAAUGUUUAAUAUGAAGGACUGUUUUUAUGUUUCUAUAACCUGCCAUUUUGUGAAGAGCUAUUUAAUUUGCUUACAUGCAUUUAGCCUUUGUCUUAGCUGUUAAAAUUUGAUUUAAUACUUUUUUCAAUGUACAUCCCAUUUCACAAUCUGCCAUUCACUGCUGCUACGUAGGAGCAGUUUUGAAGAAGUUGAUGAUCAUUCCAGGUUUUAUAGAAAGAAAAAUGAAUGAAACAAAAUCACUCCAACUGAGUCUGAUAUGACCCUUUUUGGCCCGCACGACAGGAUGUACACCUACACUCUGUACCAUGAUUGAAACCCCAAACGUGUGUGUGUGUGUGUGUGUGGGGAGUCCAAGUGCGGUGGGCUCAGCUUCCGUUCUCCAGUUCCUGCUCCAUCUCGAGCUUUUGUUUAUGAGCAAAUUACAAGAGACAGAAAACAGAUUGAGGGUUCCAACCUUCAGAGAUUUGAGACUGAUACUUGUGGCCUGCCUUAUUCAGUUUGUCUAAACGUGCCUCUGAUCAUUUUUUGAGUACAUUUGCUUCUGAUCGCACAUUCUGACCGUGGUCCUGUAUUGUAGCCGUUCAUUUAGUUACUUUUCCAAUGUUCUUUUGUUUGCCCUUUGUACAACAUGCAAUUGUGAAUCGAUAAACAGAUUAUACAGUAUGUAUGGUCGUUUGCUGUAUGUACUAAGUGAAUACAGACGAUGAUGUCAUGCGACUUUGCAGUAGGUUUUGGCUAAAUUAAAGAAAUGGUAAUGACUGUGCGGUUAUUCUAUAAAACGAUUGCCAUACAGCAUCACCAUUAACAUGAA
Messenger RNA from Sardina pilchardus (European sardine), 3285 nucleotides. RefSeq names its product phosphatase domain containing paladin 1a (gene pald1a). The record is from RefSeq and is a predicted model, not a curated record. Gene Ontology annotation, cellular component: cytoplasm. NCBI's taxonomy places the organism in Eukaryota, Metazoa, Chordata, Actinopteri, Clupeiformes, Clupeidae. Gene Ontology annotation, molecular function: protein tyrosine phosphatase activity.